This is a messenger RNA of Papaver somniferum (opium poppy), 569 nucleotides long. RefSeq names its product auxin-responsive protein SAUR32-like. Bases 155 to 484 code for a protein of 109 amino acids. Lineage: Eukaryota; Viridiplantae; Streptophyta; Magnoliopsida; Ranunculales; Papaveraceae. The transcript has a single exon. Gene Ontology annotation, biological process: response to auxin. The record is from RefSeq and is a predicted model, not a curated record.
UAUGCCGAAUACAUAUCCCUCUCACACAUUUUACUCGAUCCGUCGUAGUCUCAUUCUGAUCUUUAUCCUUCUAAUCCAGUAUCAAUUCUGAGCUCAGAGUUUGAGUAAAGUGUAAGUUAGCAUAUAGAAAUACAAGAGCCAGAAAAAGAGCACAAUGGUGAUGCUUAAGGUAAUGAUCGAAAAGCUGCUAAUUAAAAAGCGCGAUGUUUACAAGUACAAAAGGUUCAUUGAAGACGAGAAAACGAAUGGCUUGGAGUUACCAGCCGAUGUGAAAAAAGGGCAGUUUGCGGUAUUUGCAACCCAAGGAAAUGAAGCUAAGAGGUUUAUCGUUGAAUUGGAUUGUCUAAAUAAUCCAGCAUUCUUGAAACUGUUAGAGAAAGCUGAACAAGAAUUCGGGUUCGAACAAGGUGGAGUCCUUGCGCUGCCUUGUAAACCAGAUGAGCUCAAGAGAGUUUUAAGUACUAGAGUUAGUAGAAGAAAUUAGUGCUUCUGAUGAUAAUUAAUGGUAAAUUUUAUGUCCAUUAACUAAGAAAUUUGAUGUUAUUAAUUAAUUAUUUUUUCUUGUUUUG